UUAAACCGGGUUUGAUCUGACCCGGUUGGUCAUAGGUUUAUCAGUUUCCAGGCUUGGUCACAGUCCGUUUUGUAGUAACCUUAGUACUGUGUAGAACUCAUAUAGAUGAAAGUUGUCAAUAGGUAGUGUAGAUGGAGCCGUGUCUCCCUCCGCAACAUCGUAAGCUGUCUGAGAGGGGACAAUUAGUAGUCUACUUAUGGUAUUGAUUAAGUUUACGAGGAAGGAUAUUAUUGAUUGCGUAUGGAGAAACAAAAAGUGGAAGGUGAGAGGGAUGGGGUAAUUCUGAAUGUUUAAUCUAGAUAUUAGGUUAAGUGGCACUGUUGGCCAACUAAAAGCAGCCUCAAAUAUACUCAAUAAUGACACUCUCCUCUGUCUAUUAUUCUUCUAUUGGGUUGGGAAUUACCAAAAAAAAAAACAAAUUUAAGGAAUGAAUGAUUGUAACUUGCUUACAAAGCCAUAUACACGCACGAGAUUGCAAAUAAAAACCCUACGAAAAUCCCCUAUUUCCAUCAUUUCAACCUCAAUCACACAGCAUUGCAUCAUUUCAUACAUUUCGAGGAUAGCAAGAAGCAUCCAAAAAGAACGAAGAGAUGAAAGAUCGGACACGAUGUGUGACAUUGCCUUUUUCGUUGGGGUGCUCGAAGCAUUCUAGCGUCGCCGUGGCUGCUACUACACAUCAACACAAGAAACCAAACCAACUCAUCAAGAGAAGAGACGAAAGUGAGGAUAAUGGAUUCUUGGUUCAAAAAGAAGACACAAAGAUAGAUAACAACAACGGUGCAAAUAUCUCUGACAAAAUAAUUCGAAGCUUCAAGAGUUUUUCUCACUUUUUCAUUUGUUACGAAGACGAAGACGAAGACGAGAGGGAAGAAAGAGAAACAGAGAUGGAGAUAGGGUUUCCGACAGACGUGAAACACUUGAGCCACAUAGGAGUUGAUGGAACCAUGACCACUUUCGACGUCUCCUCCUCAUCGUUUCCAUUGGCCCCUUUCCUUCUCACUGCCGUCUAAUUCAGUGACUGCAUCUAGAUCAACUUUAUGAUACAUUUUGUUUUACAUAUGUACAUCUAUUCUAUUAAUUCUUCAGCAUGACCUAUUAAUAAAAUGUUGUGUCCAAUUAAUUAUUUCUAUAUUUUAUUCUUUCAAAAAUGAAAUAUAUUAU
Raphanus sativus (radish) is the source of this 1161-nucleotide messenger RNA. Its product is annotated as CRIB domain-containing protein RIC2. The record is from RefSeq and is a predicted model, not a curated record. Lineage: Eukaryota; Viridiplantae; Streptophyta; Magnoliopsida; Brassicales; Brassicaceae. The transcript is spliced from 3 exons. The coding region runs from base 591 to 1010 and encodes 139 amino acids.